AUGUCGACCGCGACCCCCGCCACCGCGGCGACCAAGGAUGAGUCGCAGCCCGUCAAGAAGGGAGGCCCUACGGUCCUGCGUUCCAUUAUCGCUGGAUCCACGGCCGGCGCCCUGGAGAUCGCCAUCACGUACCCUGCCGAGUUUGCCAAGACCAGGUCACAAUUGAACCGUCAAUUGGCCGACGGCAAGAAGCUGCCCUGGCCGCCUUUCGGAGCACAGUGGUACGCGGGAUGCACCACGCUGAUUAUCGGCAACUCUCUCAAGGCUGGAAUCCGAUUCGUUGCGUUCGACCAGUACAAGAGCCUCCUCGCCGAUGCGGACGGCAAGAUCUCGGGCCCCAAGACGGUCAUUGCCGGUUUCGGCGCAGGUGUUACCGAGUCGGCGCUCGCCGUGACGCCGUUUGAGAGUAUCAAGACGACGCUCAUCGACGACAGGAAGUCUCCCAAACCCCGAAUGCGCGGUUUCCUGCACGCCGUCCCCAUCAUCGCCCGCGAGCGCGGCAUCCGCGGUUUCUUCCAGGGCUUCGUGCCGACGACGGCGCGUCAGGCUGCCAACAGUGCCACCCGUUUCGGCGCCUACAACAUGCUCAAGCAGCUCGCCGAGUCGUACACAGCCCCCGGCGAGAAGCUGGGCGCCGUCGGCACCUUUGCGAUGGGCGGCAUCGCGGGUGUAAUUACGGUCUACGUCACACAGCCACUCGACACGAUCAAGACGCGAAUGCAAAGUAUCCAGGCGCGAACGCAAUACGGCAACUCGUUCCGUUGCGCCGGCAUGAUCUUCAAGCAGGAGGGCCUGUUGACCUUCUGGAGCGGUGCGCUGCCGCGUCUGGCCCGUCUGAUUGUCAGCGGCGGUCUGGUGUUCACCAUGUACGAGAAGAGCAUGGACUUCAUGGAGAAGGUUGACCCUGAGGGACGAUACCUCUGA
Colletotrichum truncatum is the source of this 924-nucleotide messenger RNA. Its product is annotated as mitochondrial tricarboxylate transporter. Gene Ontology annotation, molecular function: citrate secondary active transmembrane transporter activity. Lineage: Eukaryota; Fungi; Ascomycota; Sordariomycetes; Glomerellales; Glomerellaceae. Gene Ontology annotation, cellular component: mitochondrion. Gene Ontology annotation, biological process: mitochondrial citrate transmembrane transport. The record is from RefSeq and is a predicted model, not a curated record.